CAGGAGUUUGAGCCACUGAAGAAGUAGAGCGCCAGUGGUAGACAAUGCAGUGAGGCUGUGCUUACGGAUAACAAAGUGGCAAUACGUGGCUUAUUUCGCGAAGUGAAAUAAAGUUAAGUGUAUGAAGACAUCUGUCCACUACUAACGAUGAAGCCGUUGAGUCCGGUUCUGCUGGCUGCCGUGCUGUCCGUGGCUGCGGCCAAUGCCAAUGACGAGUGGCUGGCGUUCAAACAGCGCUUCGGACGCGUCUACGAAGCGGAGGAGGAAGUUCUCCGACGCCGGGUGUUUGAUGAAAAUUUGGAACGCAUUCGGCUGCACAACGCCGAGCACGACGCAGGGAGGAGUACUUUUCGUCUCGGAGUGAACCAGUUCGCCGAUUUCACUAAUGAAGAAUUCCGCCAAAAGAUCAUUACGGAGAUGCAGCCGAAUAUCAUCUCCCGUCCAGCCAGCUCGAGGACCCCAACCUCCGUGAACGUCACAGCACCCGACUCCUUCGACUGGCGAAACGAGGGCGUGCCCAUCAUCAUCAAGAACCAGGGCCAGCUGGGCGCCUCCUGGACCAUCGCCACGCUGUCCUCCGUAGAGGCGGGUGUCUUCCUCUCCAGCGGACAGACGGUCUCCCUGAGCGACCAGAACCUCCUCGACUGCGUCAGCUGGCCGUCCACAGUCGGCGCGCUCGAGUACGUCCGUGAUCACGGCGUGGCCACUGAGGCGGACUACCCGACCACCGGCGGCGUGGGAGCCUGUCAGCCCGUGGCGCCCUCGGCCGGUCUGGACGAGGUGCAUCAGGUGCCCGAGGGCGACGAAGUGGCCCUGGCGGAGGGGUUGCUGCAGAAUCCUGUACCCGUGAUGUUCGAUGUUGAGUUCUCAUUCCAGCUCUACUCCUCCGGCAUUUACUCGGACCCCGGCUGUUCGCCGGACCAGUUGAACCACGCCCUGCUGCUGGUCGGUUACGGCUCGUCCGGGCAGGACUUCUGGACUCUGGCCAACUCGUGGGGUACCUCCUGGGGCGAGGGCGGCUACGUGCGCGUCCAGAGGGGCGUCAACAUGUGUGGGAUAGCCACGAUGGCCGCCUACCCGACCGGCGUCCACCUGCUAUAAGCUGGUCAGCUGCGAAUGAGAGAACGACAACGAGCCAGGACACCGCUCUACACACCAGUCAAAAAUCGGAAACAUUGCACAGAUGCACGCCAUUUCAAAUGUGGCAUUGAACAGUUAGGAAUGUGGCAUUGGGGUCAUUAUUAAAGACAUUAAAACCUAGGCUGUGUUUUAUGCCAUCCUAAGGUCACUUGCGGUAACAGGUGGACCCAAUGUAUGAGCGUUGCACCUCUUGUGACUGAAAAACGAAAGCAAAAUACAUUUUUUCCGGAAAAA
Messenger RNA from Amphibalanus amphitrite, 1374 nucleotides. Its product is annotated as cathepsin L-like proteinase. NCBI's taxonomy places the organism in Eukaryota, Metazoa, Arthropoda, Thecostraca, Balanomorpha, Balanidae. Gene Ontology annotation, cellular component: lysosome. Gene Ontology annotation, molecular function: cysteine-type endopeptidase activity. Bases 148 to 1101 code for a protein of 317 amino acids. The record is from RefSeq and is a predicted model, not a curated record. The transcript has 4 exons.